AUGUGUUAUGAGUUUGAAAUCAAUUCAAGAAAGUAUGUGUUUGAAGAAGCCCAUAUGGUGUUUUAUGGUACCAAUGAUCCAAAUCGUGGUUCUUAUACAACUUUGUUCUCUGGUGCGAAAUUCUGGCUCGAAUUUUGCUGCAAUGGAUGGAUUGAUUUUGAGAUCGCGAGAAGCUAUCUAGGGUUUGUUUCUAAUCCUCCAUUACAGAUGGAGGACACUGAUGAAGAUUUCUUUGAUAAAUUGGUCGAUGAUGUUGAUGAUCAAUUUAAGGCCACUCCAUCAUCUUCAGCCGUGAAUGAUUCUAAUAAGGCUAAAGCUAAUUCAAGCAUCAAUAAUGGCAGAAAUGCACUCAAAGAAUCAGAGAAAGUAGUUACAGAAGAUGAUAAAGCUUCUUCCACGAUUAGUUCAGGUCUCAUAGAUGAAUUAGCCAGCAAUCAAGUGGAUCCUGGUCAGUCAUUAGUGUCAUCUUCUUCCUUUGCAUUUAAUUCUGUAAAUGAAGAACCAAAUAAUGCAAUACGAAUGGAGGAACGAUUUGAUUCAACAGAGGUGCAGUGGAGUGCUUUCACUACUGAUCCUCUACACAACACAAGUAAUUCAUUUGGAUCAUACUCUGACUUCUUCACAGAAUUUGGAGAUAAUUCCACUCACCAGUCAAAAGGAGGCAACUUGAUUAACAAUGAAGUGAAUUCAAGUAAUGAUUAUUCACAUCAAUAUCAAGAAGGGCAGUUGUAUACAACAUCCGGGGGACAAACUACAGAUAAUCAAGAUCUUAACACCAGUCAAUAUUGGGAGAAUCUUUAUCCAGGAUGGAAGUAUGACACCAAUUCUGGACAAUGGUAUCAAGUUGAUCAAAGUUAUGAUCCAACAACAAACACACAAGGGGUUGAUACUUUGAGUUCUGCUUCUGAUUACCAAGCUUCCCAAUCUUUGGUAGCAGAUAAAGGGAUGAAUGAAAGUGUAACAAGUUGGAGUCCAGUUUCACAAACUAGUCAAACUAAUGAGAGUCAAUCACAAGGAAACAACGGGUACCCUUCACAUAUGUAUUUUGAUCCUCAAUAUCCAGGUUGGUAUUAUGACAUGAAUCUUCAAGAAUGGCGUUGUUUGGAUUCAUAUAAUUCUCAAGCAACCACCAACACUGGAAACCAAGAUAAUAACAAUGUCAAUCAACAACAACAACAACAACAACAACAACAACAGUCUUAUGAUUAUGGGAACUUCAGUCAAUCAACAACAAUGGAGCAAAGUGAGAUGAUGAAUGCUGGCAAGGGGUAUGGAAGUCAAAACCAAUUGACCUACUCACAUCAUGGAUCUUAUGGCUCUAAUAGGUCAUCUGCAGGUCAACCUCCUCAUGCCUUGGUUACUUUUGGUUUUGGUGGGAAAUUGAUUGUGAUGAAGGAUACAAGUGGUGGGCCAAUUUCUGUUCUUAACAUGGCUGAAAUUGUGACUGGAGGUGGUGACAUGGCAACCGGUGGGACCCGCGUAUGUGGUUACUUUCACACUCUUUGCCGCCAGUCAUUUCCUGGCCCACUUGCUGGUGGAAAUGUUGGUGGUAAAGAGCUGAAUAGAUGGAUUGAUGAGAGAAUCACACAGUCACACCCUCCUGCUGACAUGGAUUAUAAAAAAGAUCAAGUUUUAAAGCUUCUACUUUCUUUACUCAAAAUAGCUUCACAACAUUACGGGAAAUUACGUUCUCCUUUUGGCACCGACACUACAUCAAAGGAAAACGACGCCCCGGAUGUAGCGGUUGCUAGACUAUUUGCAUCUGCAAAGAAAGACACUUCUCAAUAUGGUGAUUAUGGAGCUUUCGCUAACUGCUUGCAACAGUUGCCACCAGAAGGACAAAUUCGGGCAACUGCUUCUGAAGUCCAAACUCUGCUAGUUUAUGGUAGAAAGAUAGAGGCUCUUCAACGUGCACAAGAGGGUCAAUUAUGGGGGAUUGCCUUAGUUCUUGCAGCACAACUUGGUGAUCAGUUCUAUGUGGAUUGUGUUAGGAAGAUGGGUGUUCAUCAGCUAGUAGCAGGGUCACCUUUAAGGACAUUAUGUCUACUUAUUGCUGGUCAACCUGCAGAUGUAUUUUCAACUGACUCUACAACAGAUUGUGCCACUGUUGCUGCUGUAAAUAUAUCACAGGCUCAACUUGGAGCUAAUGCUAUGAUUGAUGAUUGGGAAGAAAAUUUGGCUAUGAUUACUGCUAACAGGACCAAAGAUGAUGAAUUGGUGCUUAUUCAUCUUGGAGAUUGUUUAUGGAAGGAAACAAGUAAUAUUAUUGCUGCACACAUUUGCUACUUAGUUGCUGAAGCAAACUUUGAGCCCUAUUCAGACAGUGCUAGACUGUGUCUGAUUGGUGCAGAUCACUGGAAGCAUCCAAGAACAUAUGCCUGUCCAGAAGCCAUUCAGAGGACAGAGGUGUAUGAAUAUUCAAAGCUUUUGGGGAACUCUCAGUUUACCUUGCUACCAUUUCAACCGUAUAAGCUUAUAUAUGCCAAUAUGUUGGCUGAAGUAGGAAGAGUAUCUGACUCAUUAAAGUAUUGUCAAGCGAUAUCAAAAGCUUUAAAAACUGGGCGAGCACCUGAAGCAGAAACAUGGAGACAUAUGGUUUCAUCCUUAGAAGAUCGCAUAAAAACCCACCAACAGGGUGGGUUCUCUACAAACUUGGCUCCGGGUAAAUUAGUUGGAAAACUGCUCAACCUUUUUGACAGCACAGCACACCGUGUAGUUGGGGGACUCCCGCCACCUGUCCCAUCAACAUCGGGCCCCACUGCACAAAACGAGCACCAUCCUCAUCCACAUCAUCAUAAUCAUAAUCAUCAACCUCGGGUGUCUGCCAGUCAGUCCACCAUGGCCAUGUCAUCAUUAGUUCCUUCUGCAUCCAUGGAAUCUGCAGAAGGAAACAACAGAAGAAUCAUGCAUAACAGAAGCGUUUCUGAACCUGACUUUGGUCGCUCUCCCCGCCAGGAUCAGGUUGAUUCAUCAAAAGAAAACUCUACAGAUUCACAAAGUAAUUCAUCAUUUACUUCAAGAUUUGGUCGAUUUGGAUUUGGGUCACAACUUUUCCAAAAGACUUUCAGUUUAGUUCUAAAACCUCGUCAAGACAAACAGGCGAAAUUAGCAGAAGAAGCGGCACUUGCACCACCACCAACCAUGGCGGCAUUCCAAAACGGAACACCCAAAACCGCCGCCAAGAGUGAAGGGUCUCUCAGCAACGGUGGCUCGGAAUUAUCCACCGGAACCACCACCGUAGGACACAGCUCCGGCAUCCCGCCAAUCCCCGCCUCCUCCGGUCAAUUUUCUGCACGUGGAAGAAUGGGUGUACGUGCAAGAUACGUGGACACAUUCAACCAAGGUGGUGGAAACCCAACAAAGUCGUUCCAAUCACCACCCACCACGUCUGUAAAACCCAUCACGAAAUCAAACCCUAAAUUCUUCGUUCCAGUACCUUCAUCCCAACAAUCCAACUCAUUUCAUGGUAAUAACACGCAACAAAAAACCACAAGUGUUGAUGAAAUUAACGAUUCACCUCCAUUCCGAACACCAACUUAUCAAUCAAUGCAAAGAUUUGGAAGCAUGGAUGAUUUGGGAAAAGGGGGAAUGGGAAUGGGAAUGCCUGUGUUUCCUAGUAACACGUGUUCACGAAGAACAGUUUCAUGGGGAGGAAGUAUGGAUCAACGGUUUUGUAAUCAAAGGAAUCGGGGGAAUAAUGGCGAUGGGUUUAUGAGUGAGGAUCUUCAUGAGGUUCAACUUUAGAACAAAAUUGAAUUCAUUAUUUUUUGAUAACCAAUUGUAUAGAGAUAGAUUCUUGUUGCUUAAUGCUUAUUAUUAUAAAUGUAUAGUUUACGGGUGGGUCC
Messenger RNA from Lactuca virosa, 3845 nucleotides. The record is from the annotation of a GenBank genome assembly. NCBI's taxonomy places the organism in Eukaryota, Viridiplantae, Streptophyta, Magnoliopsida, Asterales, Asteraceae.